This is a messenger RNA of Homarus americanus (American lobster), 481 nucleotides long. RefSeq names its product TBC1 domain family member 10A-like. The transcript has 4 exons. The record is from RefSeq and is a predicted model, not a curated record. The annotation marks the transcript as partial. NCBI's taxonomy places the organism in Eukaryota, Metazoa, Arthropoda, Malacostraca, Decapoda, Nephropidae.
UUCUUUAUAUUUUUUACAGGAAGCCAGACAAGUGGACGAAGAUAUUUUACACAAAUUGCUGAAGAAGGUGUCACCCUCAGCUUAUAAACACUUAAAAAAACACAAGAUUGAGCCAGUGUUGUACAUGACAGAAUGGUUCAUGUGCCUUUUCUCAAGAACUCUGCCGUGGUCGUCUGUUCUCAGAGUGUGGGACAUGUUUUUUUGUGAAGGUGUUAAAGUGUUGUUCCGCGUUGGUCUGGUUAUCCUCAAGUAUGGGUUGCGGCCACAGGUGCUCAAGCGGUGCCCAGGCAUGUACGAGACACUUCAGGCGCUGCGUAAUAUUGACCACGGUGUGAUGGCUGAGGGCUUCCUCCUCUUUCAAGUGAGUGACAAAUUCUUCAUGGGUAGUAGAUACUUGUUAUACAUCAUCACCUUCAUUAUCAUCAUCAACAUUGUCAUCAUCAUCAUCAACAUUAUCAUAAUAAUUAUACAUGUUUAUAUU